Spodoptera frugiperda (fall armyworm) is the source of this 1538-nucleotide messenger RNA. RefSeq names its product microspherule protein 1 (gene Rcd5). The record is from RefSeq and is a predicted model, not a curated record. The transcript is spliced from 8 exons. Bases 110 to 1492 code for a protein of 460 amino acids. NCBI's taxonomy places the organism in Eukaryota, Metazoa, Arthropoda, Insecta, Lepidoptera, Noctuidae. Gene Ontology annotation, biological process: positive regulation of transcription by RNA polymerase II. Gene Ontology annotation, molecular function: protein binding; G-quadruplex RNA binding. Gene Ontology annotation, cellular component: Ino80 complex; NSL complex; MLL1 complex.
UGACAUUAUACGUUUCUUUGUUUGACAAAUUGACAAAAAAAAGUCAAAACGAAUGAUUUCGUAAUUUGUUAUUAUUUAUAGUUACUGUUUAACGUGCAAAAAGUAAAUAAUGGAUUUCCCUGCAACGCCCUCAAAUGCAUCAGACAGCAACGAAUACCCUAGCACUACACGGUCUCCAUAUAAUAACGUGCCAGACGAUAAUAAAAGACGCAGUUCAUCGAGAUCAAUAAAACGAAGGCGAUUUGACGAUGAAUUGGUGGAAUAUAGUGGAUUGCCCGGAUCUUCGCUUGGUAAAGGUGACAAGAGAAUGCGAACACAAUCGUAUACGAGUCAAGUUUCGGAGAUUCCAAUGACUAGUGUGCCUACUCCUCCCGUUCACCAGCCUGCGGAGCGUCGUAGGGCUUCAAGUAAAGUGUCUGGUGGUGGCAGCAUGGGUCGCAAAAUCCGCCGUAAAGGGCAAUUGAGUCACCUCUCUACAAAAGAUCUAGGACGUUGGAAACCCACAGAUGAUCUGGCUUUGAUAUUAGGUGUACAACAGACAAAUGACUUGCGCAUCGUACAUAGAGGUGUGAAGUUCUCUUGCCGUUUCACAGUCAGUGAGCUACAGUCUCGGUGGUACGCCUUACUGUACAACGCAGAGAUAUCACGAGUAGCUAUAGCGGCUAUGCGCAACCUACAUCCGGACUUAGUAGCUUUGAUUCAACAACAAGCUCUGUAUUCUACUGCAGAAGAAGAACUACUUGCGACUAUACCUGCUGUUCCUUCAUCACUGCCGCCACUGGAGAGAUUCCAAGAGUUACUAGACCAGAAUCCACAUGUGUUCUACCCGUCACGGAAUGCAAAGACUUUGUUGGCACACUGGCAACUACUGAAGCAGUAUCAUCUGUUGCCGGAUCAGACUGUACAACCAUUACCGAAAAAUCCAACUGACCCAAUAUUAACAUUCUCUGAUGCUGAAGACACUAUGAAUGAUAACGAAUUACCAGAUUACAAGGAAGAUGGCAUGGACUCGGAAAUGCAAAUGGCUGACAGGGUGGACAAGAAGGACAUUCGUCUCCUGGAGACUUCAUUAUCACGUUGGCAAGUGCUAGUACAGUCCCUAUCAGGGACGUCAGUAGAGCUGGACAAGAAUACACUCGCUGUACUGCGUGGCAGGCUCGUACGAUUCCUCAUGCGAUCCAGAGAGAUCGCAGUUGGCCGUAGUACGCGGGACAACAAUAUCGAUGUGGAUCUGACUUUGGAAGGGCCGGCGGCGAAGGUGUCUCGGAAGCAGGCGACCAUUCGGCUGCGGAACAGCGGGGACUUCUUUAUGUCGUCGGAGGGCAAACGGCCCAUAUUCGUGGACGGGCGGCCAGUGCUGCCAGGCAACAAAGUGAAGCUCAAUCACAACACCGUCAUCGAGAUUGCCGGACUUCGCUUCGUAUUUCUGGUGAACCAAGAGCUGAUCAGCGCCAUACGGCAAGAAGCUGUGAAAGUUAAUAUACCUGUGUAAUAAUGAAUUUAAUUGUAAUAAGUAAUAAACGUAUAUUUACUGCGAA